ACCCUGCAGCCGUCGCGGCGGAGUGCUCUUCUUCUCCAUUUCAACUGCAGGUUUCUGCGACAACCUCGUCAGGUGAGGUAAGUCAUGGUUAAGCACAAUAAUGUCGUGCCUCAUUCCCACUUCAGGAAACACUGGCAGAACUAUGUGAAAACAUGGUUCAAUCAGCCUGCCAGGAAAGCAAGAAGAAGAAUUGCAAGGCAAAAGAAGGCUGUGAAGAUUUUCCCUCGUCCUACUUCUGGCCCUCUGCGUCCUAUUGUACAUGGCCAGACUUUGAAGUAUAACAUGAAACUGAGAGCUGGUCGUGGGUUCACACUUGAAGAACUUAAGGCUGCAGGUAUCUCAAAGAAACUUGCUCCCACCAUUGGCAUAGCUGUUGAUCACCGUCGUAAGAAUCGAUCUCUAGAGUGUCUUCAAGCCAAUGUUCAGAGACUUAAGACAUACAAGGCCAAAUUGGUCGUGUUCCCAAGGCGUGCUCGCAAAUUCAAGGCUGGUGAUUCUGCUCCUGAGGAACUUGCAUCUGCAACCCAAGUUCAAGGACCAUACAUGCCUAUUGUUCGUGAGAAGCCUUCUGUGGAGCUUGUGAAGGUUACUGGUGAGAUGAAGUCAUUCAAGGCAUAUAACAAGCUCCGUGUGGAGAGGAUGAAUGAACGCCACCUUGGAGCCAGAUUGAAGAAGGCUGCUGAGGCUGAGAAGGAAGAGAAGAAGUAAACUGCUUUUACAGGGUUGUGUCCUGCAUUUUGAUCAUAACAGUUAUCGAGGUCUUAGUUUUGCCUUAGUACUUCCAAAUGAAUUGGGCUUUGUUCCAUGAACGUGUUUUUGAUAUUGUUCUGUUAUCUGUUUUUUUGUCAAGAGUAGUUUAGUUUCUUGCGCUGGUGUAGCAACUUUGCGUUGGCAAUGAAAAUCUUGGUGUUUGGCAUUACUUCAAUAGGUGGUGUUCUUAUCGUAAUUCUGGCAAUAUCAGUAUGGAAGGAUUAAGGCGUAAACGUAGAAAGAAAUUGUACUGAGAACAAGUUCGGUUUCAAGAUUUAAAAUAUU
Rubroshorea leprosula is the source of this 1035-nucleotide messenger RNA. The record is from the annotation of a GenBank genome assembly. NCBI's taxonomy places the organism in Eukaryota, Viridiplantae, Streptophyta, Magnoliopsida, Malvales, Dipterocarpaceae.